Molecule: messenger RNA, 1494 nt
Organism: Pochonia chlamydosporia 170
Lineage: Eukaryota; Fungi; Ascomycota; Sordariomycetes; Hypocreales; Clavicipitaceae
Product: hexose carrier protein
Exons: 3
Coding region: 1-1494 (497 amino acids)
Biological process (GO): carbohydrate transport; transmembrane transport
Cellular component (GO): membrane
Molecular function (GO): carbohydrate:proton symporter activity
Source: RefSeq, a predicted model, not a curated record
AUGAGAACCUGGCUCGGUAGAGGCAAAUCGCUGCAGUUCGGCAUCACGACAUGCUGUCUUGUAGCGUUUGUACUCUUUGGCUACGACCAAGGCGUCUUUAGCGGCAUCCUCCAGAACCAAGAUUGGCUCAACCAAUUCGAUCAUCCGACUGAUACCCAGACGGGUAUCAUCGUAUCAUGCUACAAUCUUGGCUGUUUGACCGGCUGUAUAAUCAACUUCUUUGUUGGCGAGGCUCUCGGCCGCCGAAGAACAAUAUGGCUCGCCAUGUUCCUCGUCAUCAUCGGAGCAACACUCCAAACCAGCGCCUACACGGUGCCCCAUCUCGUCAUCGGCCGCGUAGUCACCGGCUUCGGGACCGGUCUCAAGACGUCCACCGUGCCGCCAUACCAAGCUGAACUCUGCGAUCGAUCGUCCCGCGGCCGACUUGUGUCCGCGGAAGUGCUCUUUGUUGGUGUCGGCAUCGUCGUCGCAUACUGGUUCGACUUUGGCAUGAGCUACGUCGGGGGCCCGAUUGGAUGGCGACUACCCAUCGCGUUCCAAAUGGUGUUUGCAAUAGGUGUCAUCAUCCUCGUCUUUGCGUUGCCCGAAUCCCCAAGAUGGCUGUUCAACCACGGCCGCGAGGAGGAAGCAAUGGAGCGGGCAGCUAUCCUUCGGGCCAUGGAACUCGAGAAACGCGCAGACCAGAGCGCCUCAUUCUGGACCAUGUUUAAAAAGGACGACGUUCGCACGAGGCACAGAGUCCUCCUGGCAUGGGGCAUGCAGUUCAUGAACCAAGUCGGCGGCAUCAACCUCGUGGUCUACUACAUCCCCUCUGUGCUUGUGCAAAACGUCGGCAUGGAGCCCCAACUCGCCCAAAUCCUCGGUGGCUGCAUCAACCUCAUGUUCGUCAUCGGGUCCAUCCUCCCAACCGUGGCCCUCGAUCGAAUGGGUCGCCGAAAGACCAUGAUGUGGGGGAGUUUCGGCCUCGGGCUGAGCAUGCUGAUGAUUUCGGCCCUGCUAUCCCAGGCAGGCGACGGUACGACGAGUCGCCAAAAGGCGUUUGGCUCAGCCUCGGUGGCCUUUUUCUUCGUGUACAUGCUCGUCUUUGGGGGCAGCGUCAACUGCGUGCCGUGGGUGUAUGUGUCUGAGAUACUGCCGCUCAAGGCGAGGACCCGAGGCGCGGCUAUUGGCGUUAGUUCCAACUGGCUUUGGAACUUUACCAUUGUCAUGAUCACGCCUGUUAUUAUCAAUAGGCUGCACUGGAAGGCUUAUUUGAUAUUCAUGGUUACGAAUUUGCUGUUCGUGCCUACCGUGUACUUUUUCUAUCCGGAGACGAGCAACAUUCGGCUGGAGGAUAUUGACUACAUCUUUUCCCGGGGCGGGAACCCUGUGACGGUGGCCAGGAGGAUGGCCGAGCAGGUGAAGGAGAAGGGACACACUGGAUUUGAUGUCGAAAGCUCUACGGAUAGUCCGGGGAUGAAGGAGGAAACUGGGUCAGUGGAGCAUGUGGGCUAG